UCAGGACAGGCAGACCCGGUGUGAUCUUAUCCUCUGAAGCACCUGAGUGAAGGCAGCAGAGAGCAGCUGAUGGGAGGCAGGAGGAGGGAGACUGACCCUCCCUGGGAAGCAGGUUCGGCAGAACCGAGACAGAGAACACAUCCGGUGGAGAGCUGAGCUCCGUCGGUGCCGAGAGACCCGGAGAUGAAGAUCUGCUCAGAGCAGCUCUUCGAUCCCCUGGAGAGGCCUGGUGAAGACAGAUAACCAGGGUGUUUCUUAUCCUGCACCAAGAACGUCAGGCUGAGCAGCGGUGAAGAUGAAGUGCAACUAUAGCUGACUUAUCAUAUCGCAGCGGAAACAGAUCCGGUGAUCGUUAAAGACCUGAUGUAACAUUACAGGAACUGAGUCACCCAAUUAUUGUCCACCAGCUGCAGCAGAGGUAAAAGUACCAGAGGAACAUGGAGUCAUCUCCUGGAUCUCUGAACCCCAGAGAAAAAUGAGUGGCAGUGGAUUUGACGGUAGUCCCAGCUUGCUCCAGGGUCGGCGUUUCUACUGCCGGGAAUGGGCCCUGGAGAAGCUGCGCCGGUGCCUGGACGCCCCCCGCAUCCUGUCCGGCCAAGCUCCGGGCCUGCUGGUGACAGGGGGACCCGGCGCCGGCAAAACCGCCCUGUGCACUGAAGUGGUGUGGCCCACAUCCAAGGCUGGCCUGGCAGUGUGGCUGGCACAGCGCUGCCUGGCCUCGCACUUCUGCCAGAGGGAGGAUCAUCGGAGCACAGUCCUGUGGAGGUUUGUUCUGGGCCUGGUGGAGCAGCUGAGGGCCUCCCCUCUUCUUCCUCCUGGGUAUGAAGAGAUCCUCAACAGGCCAUCGGUAGCUUCUGCUUUGGAGCCUCACAACUGUCAGAAACACCCAGAGGACACCUUCAAGAGAGCGGUGUUGGAACCUCUGUUGGACCUCCCUUCUCCAGCCCAGACUCUGAUGGUUGUUGUAGAUGCCCUGGAUGUUCAGUACAGACCAGGUGAAAGCAUUGGGACAAGUGGCUCCAUUGCAGAACUCUUAGCUGCCAAUCAGCACCUGCUGCCCAGCUGGCUGCUGCUGGUCUGCUCAGUCMGGCGCCACAACAAAGAUGUGUGCAAGAUGUUCUCAGGUUUUCGUAAGCUCUGCUUGGACGACCUGAGGAAGCCGCCAGCUGUCCGUGACGUGCAGCAGUACAUCCUCUGUCGGCUGGACGAGGAAGCAACGCUGCGUCGUCAGCUCACCCCUGACACUGCUGACAUGCUGAACCUGCUGCACAUCAAAAGCGGCGGCUGCUUUCUCUUUCUUGAGCGUGUUCUUGAUGGAGUGGCAGCCGGGCUGGUGGGACUGCGAGAGAUUCGGGACAUCCCCGGGACUCUUAAUGGACUCUACCUUUGGCUCUGCCAGAGACUGUUUCCCAGGGGACUCUUUGUCAACAUCAAGCCACUUCUCGAUGUUCUCUUGGCGUCUCCGCUGCCGCUCACACCUCAGCAGCUGUUCACAACAGUUUGGACUCAGGACAUUUCCCUUAGCAUUCAGGACUUCCAGAACAAACUUCAAACACUGUCUCCUAUCCUGAUCAAUGGCCCUGAGGGCACCAAACUCAUUUUUCAUGCCAGUUUUACAGAGUGGUUGACUGAUGUGAAGUACUGCACACAGAAGUACCUCUGUAGCAGGACCGGGGGUCACAGCAUGCUUGCCAUGUCUCUGACUUUACAGGGGCCCCACUUGGACGCUGAGGGCACUUGUCAGCUUGCCACACACUUAGUUUGCUCAGGUCACCAUAAAGAAAACCCUGCAUUACUGGCUCUGUGGAUGCUAUGGACAGGUGUGCCAGCUCUUACUCCCAGCUGCAGUCAAACCCUUACCGCAUACGUCACUCAACUUCCUGCUUUAGUUCGUCAGGAAGUCCCUCAGCUAUUAAUGAGAAGUGGACUUCUUUCAUCAGGCUGUUUUUCAGAUGCAGAUUCAAGUGUUGGAACACAGUGCACAGGUAAAGAAGGAGAUCAGUUACAACAUGCGUUAGAAAUAGAGGUAUCUAUAAAGAGGCUGCUCGACAGCAGGGUUUCUGUGAACCAACUUACCGCUACAGGACAGACCUUUCUUGCUAAAGCAGCUCAUGAUGGUUCUGCAGAAAUCACUAAAAUCCUUCUUACGCAUAAGUCUGAUCCUCUGAUCAGUGACCAUCAGGGUCAAACACCUCUGACUUUGGCAUCAAAGCAAGGUCAUGUCAAAGUGCUGUCUGUCCUCGUAGAAUGGGCUAAAAGUCAAGACCCAGAGAGAGCAGCACAGAUGAUGGAGCAUGUUGACCAUGAAGGCUGGACAGCACUGCGCUCUGCAGCUUGGGGAGGACACUGCGAGGCCGUGCGCUUGCUUCUGGAUGCAGGGGCAGAUGUAAAUGGAUGUGACAAUGAGGGACGGACUGCUCUCAGAGCCGCUGCGUGGGGGGGUCAUGAGGAGAUUGUCCUUACCCUCCUGGAUUAUGGGGCACAAAUCAAUAAAGCUGACAGUAAGGGCCGCACGGCACUUAUUGCUGCUGCCUACAUGGGACAUUAUGAGACUGUGGAGAUACUACUGGACCACAAUGCAGAAGUUGACAUCGCUGACAGAGACGGACGCACGGCUCUGUUGGUCGUCGCUCUCUGUGUCCCAACGACUGCAGGAAUCAAAGGUUUUGGUGAAGUAGCAGGUCUGUUACUUGAGCGUGGAGCUGAUCCAGGGCACAGAGAUCACGAUGGAAUGACCCCACUGCUUCUCGCAGCAUACGAAGGUCAUGAGGACGUUGUUGAGCUUCUGUUGGAAGCUGGGGCUGAUGUGGAUGAAACGGCUGGCCCUGAUGGGAGUGUCUCUGCUGCAGCUGCUGUCACGCCUCUCCUGGCAGCUGCGGCAAUGGGUCACAUGAAGACGGUGUCCAAACUGCUUUUCUGGGGCGCAGCAGUGGAUGCCAUUGACUGUGAAGGCAGGACAGCACUCUGUUUGGCAGCAGCGAGAGGAAGCUUAGAGGUUGUCCGUGCUUUGCUAGAACGAGGUCUAGAUGAAAACCAUAAAGAUGACCUUGGCUGGACUCCGCUACAUGCUGCUGCCUGCGAAGGUCAUCGGAAUGUUUGUGCAGCAUUGACAGAGCAAGGCAGCAUGGCACGUGUUGGAGAGAUGGACAUUGAAGGACGUACACCUCUAAUACUAGCUGCUCAAGAAGGUCAUUGGAGCACUGUCAAACUACUGCUGGACAGACGCUCUCCUAUUGACCACAGGGCCUACGAUGGACAUUCUGCACUGAGUUCAGCCUUUCUGGAGGGCCAUGCUGACGUGGCAGAGCUGCUCAUGAAGCGAGGGGCUGAUACUGAUGUGCGGGACUCAGAGGGACGGCCUCUGCUUUAUCUCCUGGUGCUGGAUGGUUGCCUUGAUAUGGCCAGUCUUUUAAUAGAAAAGGGAGGUGUGCCGCUUGAGUCUCGAGACUCAGAGGGCCGCACGGCACUUCACGUUGCUUCCUGGAAGGGGAAUGUGGAUAUUGUAGAUCUACUUUUAAAACAUGGGGCGAACCCCAAUGCACAAGAUGCAGAAGGGAGACCACCAUUGCAUUCUGUGGCUUGGACGGGACACACUAAAGUAGGACAUCAUAUCUUAGAAGCCACUUCUGUAAAUAUAGACCUUGCUUGUCAUCAGGGGGCAACAGCUCUGAGCAUYGCUGCCCAAGAGGGACACACUAAUAUUGUGAAAAUGCUUUUAGAAAAAGGUGCAAAUCCCAAUCACAUGGAUAAAUAUGGUCGAAGUCUGGUCAAAGUGGCAGGGAAACAUGGACAUUUUAACAUCAUCAGGAUCUUGGAGAGCUAUGGAGCUAAGCCAUAUCUAGGCCCGCUGCCUAACUACAGUACUGUAUCUCCUUUGAAGCCCAACAAGAGCCUCUCUCCUGGUAUGUCAGAGGGCAAUGGAGUUGAAGUGACAGCCACUACCUCGUCCUCUUCCAUGUCAUCCCCCGGUUCCACUGGAGAACGUUUCCAUUCAAUGCAAAGUUCUCAGACCUCGUCUACCUGCCACUCCCUGGCUACAGUGCAAACAGUGCCUGCCGACAGCCUCAGCUUCAUCCAGCAGAUCCAGCAACACUCACUGCCUCGUAGCCGCAGUCGCCACUCCACCCUCCCUCCACCAGGAAGCUCAGGCGUGGGCAGCCUGCACGGAAGCAGCCAGAGGCAACCCAAAGGUAUCCCUCCUCCAACUGUUUGCACAGUCAAAGCUAUGGUGCACAACUGUGAAAUCCUUCAAAAAGGCUUUUCAUCAGGACUUGAAUAUCAUGACAAAGGAAUCAAACAAAGCUCAAACUUGAUUAAAGCAGAAAGGACUUCAUUCACAGGUGAUAAAUGGCACUCAGUUAUGGCUUCUCUUGGAAUAAGGCCUGGCCAAGAUGCUCCUCUAGGUGCUAAAAACAGAGAGAACCCUCCUUCAGACUACCCGUAUAGCAUACAGAGCCCUUCUCAACRGGAAGCUUGGGAUUCUCUGACACAGAACAUUUUGUUACCUGUUUGUUACAGUUUUAGCCCCUCCCCACCCUGCAGUGCCUUGACAGAAAGUGACAAGUUCACAAUGACAACCAGAGACCCACAGCUCAAUCUCAAACAGGCCAUCAAACUCCAGUUUGAAGGUCCCACCAGUGCAGCCUUAUACAAGAAAGAAACACCCCUGUGAUAUCAGUCAGAUAUGACAACUUCCUUUAAGUUGUCACCAAAAGUAAAAAUAAUAAUAAUAAUAAUUUGUUCUUGAGAGUUUGUACUGAAAUGCUUGGGGAUUUUUGUCAUGUAAAUAGUAAACACAUAUUGCAAGUA
Messenger RNA from Austrofundulus limnaeus, 4809 nucleotides. It is a transcript of the gene ankrd50l, whose product is annotated as ankyrin repeat domain 50-like. The record is from RefSeq and is a predicted model, not a curated record. Gene Ontology annotation, molecular function: protein binding. NCBI's taxonomy places the organism in Eukaryota, Metazoa, Chordata, Actinopteri, Cyprinodontiformes, Rivulidae. The transcript has 4 exons. Bases 476 to 4672 code for a protein of 1398 amino acids.